Messenger RNA from Musca domestica (house fly), 3470 nucleotides. RefSeq names its product serum response factor homolog (gene bs). The transcript is spliced from 2 exons. Gene Ontology annotation, biological process: positive regulation of transcription by RNA polymerase II. Lineage: Eukaryota; Metazoa; Arthropoda; Insecta; Diptera; Muscidae. Bases 615 to 1715 code for a protein of 366 amino acids. The record is from RefSeq and is a predicted model, not a curated record. Gene Ontology annotation, molecular function: protein dimerization activity; RNA polymerase II cis-regulatory region sequence-specific DNA binding; DNA-binding transcription factor activity, RNA polymerase II-specific.
UUUAUUGACAACCCGUCACAGCCGUCAGUUCUAGAUGUCAAUUCGGCCGUGUUAAGGUGGAAAAAUAGCAAUUGUACAGAUAAAAUGCAAGAUGUAAUAGUUUGUAUAAAAGAGUAACUACUAUUUAAAAUAAUUUUUCGGGUAGUUAAUGUAAGUGAAUGUGAAAUUGCAUUGUAACCUUUGGUUUUUCGGUUAAAAUUGCCUGAAUUACAACAGCUGUUGUAUAGUAGAAAUUGCGGUCGGUCGUGAAUUCAGUGUAUCGAAAAGAAGAAGAGUUCUUACCUUAGUGUUUAUUUUUGGAAAAAAGCAAUACUCUGCACCGUGCAGCCUGUGUACUAGUUAAAUAAAUUAAUUUCUGAGAUAUAGAUUUAAACGCUGCCCCUGCUGCAUUCAUCCAAGGGCAGGCACAGAAUACGUGAAACGUUUGAAUUGUUGGUAAGACCAAAGCAGGCUGAAAGUCGAAUCAGUUUCGUGGGUUAUUAAACUUGUUGCUCCCCCGCCGUGUUGAUUACCUAUAUAGCAUUCGCUCAACAACAUCUUUCAAUUUAAACGUGUAUCCUGUGCCCUUCAGUACGUACGAAAACGGCAUCGCGGUGGAUAACUUUUACCUUAGAAUGGAUCCUUCGCGAGGAGACUCGCGGUAUAACCUUAACUACUCUAUGAGUAGCAUUGGACUUUCGCUAGCCGACCAGGCUGACAUGUAUGGCAAUCCAGCGGCAGUAGCCGCCCUUGGGCGUCCUCCAAGCGCUGGUUUGUUGCAAAGUAUGGGUGGGGGAGCUGGUGGUUCAGGCGUAGGUGGAAUAACAUCACGCUCUUCCGGUAGUUUAAUGUCAAGUGCACAACAAUGUCAGUCUCUAAGCAAUAAUUCUGGAAGUCAUGGAGCCGGACAACAACGUGGUAUUAAAAGAUCUGGUUCCGAUUGCUACGACGAACCGCACCAUCGUGUGCCAAACGCCGGCGGCACUAGUGGAUUAUCAAGUUUACAAGGCCUCGAAAAUUGUGGUGGAGGUGGAGGACAACAUGGUAGUCAACAACAACCACAAUCUAGUGGCUCUGGUGGCAUUGUGACAGAAGUGGUGGAUGACAAUUAUAAUUCAUUGCAGAGUAAGAAAUCACCGCCUGCAAAUGGAAAGAAAACCAAAGGACGCGUCAAAAUUAAAAUGGAGUACAUUGAUAACAAACUGAGACGCUACACCACAUUUUCUAAACGCAAAACGGGGAUCAUGAAAAAGGCUUACGAAUUGUCCACGUUAACUGGUACACAAGUUAUGCUUUUAGUUGCUUCAGAGACUGGUCAUGUGUAUACAUUUGCAACCCGCAAGUUACAACCAAUGAUAACAUCAGAAGCAGGGAAACAGCUUAUUCAGACGUGUCUAAACUCUCCAGAUCCGCCUAGUGUUGGUGGCGGGGAUCAACGUAUGUCAGCGACAGGCUUCGAAGAAACCGAACUCAGUUACAACAUAGCAGAUGAGGACUCAAAAGUAAGACAAUUAAUUUAUGGUCAUCAUGGUCACGCUCAUCUAGGGCAUCCUCAGGCUCCCGCGUCUCAUUACGGUCUCGACCAAAGUUUAAUGCAAUCCCCAUAUAGUGGAGGCCAACCUUCCCCAUUAUCCCAUUCGCAAGCAUAUGCGCAUGGACAUGCUCAUCAUUCGCACGUUUCACACGUGCCUCAUUCAACACAUUCCCAUAUGUCCCACACGCAUCCCCAGCGGUAGGAGUUUUGGUAUCACCCAUGCUUAGUAACAAUUAAAAUGUAGGACGAUAACGUGAGAAAUAUUUCCCAACACAUUAUGUACACACUGUUACAUAUCAAGGGCAUAUUUAACUUAUAAUUCAAUGUUGAGUUUCAGAACAUGAGUCACUACGUAUCGAGAUUCAAUUUGAUAUUUAUACUCAAAUCAAUUCUUAUGAGGCUAAAUAUCGGCCCAUCGCAUUAUUAAUAUAAUCAUACAUACCCAUUGCUACACAAUAAUACGAAAAAUGUACUUGACGAUCUCGCCCUACACAUGAUAUACAUAAGAUGUUAGUGUAAUCCAAAAAGCAUUUAUUGAUAGACAUAUAUACGUACAUAUAUGUAAAUAAUAAAAAUAAAAUAGAUAUCUGUUGAUACAUACAUAUAUGUAUAUGUGAAUAAUAAAAUUAUGAUGCCAAUGCCCGAGCAAAACUUAACAUUUUCCAGUACAACCCAAACUAGUCAUUUUUGAUGCUAUUUCCCUCUUGGUCUUAAGGGAACACAGAUCUAAGAAGUUAGCACAAUGAUCGCUGGGUCUAUUGAGUUUUUGGUAGACUUCAGGUCCUUUUGCAAAUAUCAACCGAUGAAGGUGAAAUCAUACUACUUUUAUAGAUAUUUACACACUAUUUCAAUAAAAUAAAACAAGUGCCAUAUUUUAUCUAUUAAUUGAAACAUAGUAAUAUAUGUAUAUAUAUAAAUAAUUAAAUAAAUAAAAUUGAUUCUGCUUUAGUAAGAACAUUAUUUUUUUCGCUCAAUGUGCCAUUCAACAUUAGCUUUUUUACUGUGUCAUUCCACUACAUGUUUAUCUCCCAUUAUAUAUGUGACAAGAUUAAUAAUGGAUAUCCAAAAAUUUUACUACAUCCAAAAAUAGUGCCAUAUUUACGUAAUAAACUAAUAUACAUUUUUAAGGAUUGAUUGUGCAAUUAUGUCAUGAUAAGAAUAUAACAUUAAUUCCAAGCCCUAAAUAGUUUUUUUUUAUAUUUCUACUUAAAUAUGUUGUUACUAAAUGGGUAUGUCAAGUGAAAAUAAACCCCUGGGUGCCAAAGAAUUCUGAAAUUCUCUUGGUGUUAACGACAAAUAUUGGUAACAAACAAAAUUCAAAAUCGUUGAUUUUAUUUAUUGUUUUGCAUCUGCCGAUAACUGUCGUUUGUAGUUUCCGCGUUUCACUUUACUAUAGAAAGGAGGCCAUUUAACGCAGCUUUACGCUAUUUUUAUUUCUAAAAUUAAUUUAUUGUAAUCUACGCAAAAAUGAUGAGCGUGUACCCAUGCAUUAUAGUUAAUAAUGCUACGUCUAAAUAGAUAAUAAACUACAAAAAUAGUUAUAACAUAAAUACAUUUUUAGAUAGAUAAAUAUUAUAUUUUGGUUUUGCAUAUCAAUUAGUUGCAUGCUCUUGUUUAAAGUAUAAUCCAGUUCCCAGUAAACUCGAUUUAGUUGUUGAAUCUCAUUGGAUAAUUAACCAUUGGGAGUGUAUUUUGCUCUCUGCAUUGGAUUUAUCAAUGAUUACAUUAUAGCAUUACAAUACAAUACAUAUUUAUUUAUAUUGGUAGAUAAUUGUUUAUUAUACAGGUAUAUGAAAUGUUAAAAAAUAUUUGAAGAGACAAAAUCAUGAGAAUAGUGUUGUUCUGUCAAACAGAAUCCAUAUGUAUCGUAACAAGAUAACUCUAAGACAACUGUAUAUUGCAAAUUAUAAAUACAGAUAAACUAAUUAUAGUUUUUAUAUUAGUAUAUACAACAACA